Molecule: messenger RNA, 1515 nt
Organism: Hyphopichia burtonii NRRL Y-1933
Lineage: Eukaryota; Fungi; Ascomycota; Pichiomycetes; Serinales; Debaryomycetaceae
Product: putative allantoate permease
Exons: 2
Coding region: 1-1515 (504 amino acids)
Biological process (GO): transmembrane transport
Cellular component (GO): membrane
Molecular function (GO): transmembrane transporter activity
Source: RefSeq, a predicted model, not a curated record
AUGGAAUUUCAUGAAAAGAACGGGGUUGCUGUUAACGUUAAAUCUUCAGGAGAAGGAAGUCAGUCCAUUGAUAUUGGUUCUGUUGAUAUUAACUUUGAUAUCGAAAAGCAUCCGGAAGAAGUAUCGAAUGGGACAAUCUUAAAAAAAUUGGAUAGAACAUUCAUGAUACCCAUGCUUUUGGUUUAUACUUUACAGUUUCUCGACAAGGUGGUAUUGAACUACGCUAAAGUUAUGGGUAUGGCAGAUGAUUUGAAGCUUGUUGAAAAUCAGUUCACUGACUUACCUACUUAUUUCUUCGUUGCUUAUAUUAUAGCUGAACUUUUCAAUGGGUUUUAUGUGUUACCAAAAUUCCCAGUGGCUACCGUUUUAUCAGUAAAUGUUUGUGCAUGGGGCUUGUUCACUGCUUGUUGCGCCGCUUGUACCAAUUACAGAGGCAUACUUACCGUUCGUAUUCUACUUGGUCUUGCAGAGAGUGUGGUGAUACCCGCAAUGGUUAUAUUAUCAACUAAUUUUUAUUCUAAAGCAGAGCAAGCUUUUAGAAUUGGAAUUUGGUAUAGUGGGUUGGGGUUUGGACAAAUAUUUGGCGGUAUUAUCUCUUACCUUUUUCAAUUGGUUGGCCCUGGUGCUGCAGUAGAAGGUUGGAGAAUCAUGUUCAUUGUAAUUGGUCUCAUUAAUAUCAUUGUAGGUGUUUAUAUUUACUUUUAUAUUCCAAGCACACCAUUAUCAGCAAAAAUGUUAACUGCAAAAGAAAAGUUUAUCCUCUUGCAAAAACUUACCGAGUCAAAGAUUGGAGUAAAGACUGAUCUGCUAAAUUGGAAACAGAUUUGGGAAUUGGUUACUGACAUUCAAGCAUGGUUACUUUUCCUUGUAUGUGCCACCAUAUCCUUUUCUUCAAAUACAAUCUCGACUUUCUCAGCCACUGAUAUCAUUUCUUUUGGAUUCGACUCCAAGGAAGCAGCUCUAUUGAACAUGCCUUCUGGUGUUGUGAGCAUCUUAUCCAGUUGUUUGUCAACUUAUUUCAUUAUGAAAGGGUUUACUAGGUAUUUGGCUAUUUGUAUACUUCUCCUUCCUGCUGUUACUGGUGGUGCAUUGAUGUCAUUUUUACCCAAGUCCAAUCAAGCCGGUCUAUUGAUUGGUAUCUAUAUGAUUAAUACAGUAACUGCUCCCCUUGCUAUCUGUUAUUCAUGGGCAGGUGCAAACUUUGCUGGAUCCCUGAAGAAAAUUGGUAUUAAUGCAAUCUUUAUAAGUUGUGGUUUCGCUUUGGCAAAUAUUGUGUCACCAAAGCUGUAUAACUUCAAAGAUGCCCCAAACUAUUACCCAGCCAAAAUAUCAAUGUUAGCAACACAAGCAGGGAGUAUCUUUAUUUGUCUAUUGAUUGCAUUUAUUUAUUACUUGAGAAAUAAGCAAAGAGAUAGGGAACAGGAUGGGAAAGUGAUCGACGAAAAUGAAGAAGUUGAAAAUGUGUGGUUGGACCUAACUGACCACCAAAAUAGGUCCUUUAGAUAUUGUUACUGA